AUGGAUUAUGAUAUGUCCGGUAUUAAUAUCGACGAUGAGACAAUUGCUCAUUUUGCAUUGUUAGCAGAUAGUGACCCAAUAACUUUUGAAAGUGUUGUUCAAGAAGCAAAAUGGAAGGAGGCAAUGGAUGUUGAGAUUUCAGCAAUUGAAAAAAAUGACACUUGGGAGCUUACUGAUCUUCCAAAAGGGCAAAAGAGCAAACACAUUGAUGUGGAAUUUCACAUCCUGAGAGAUCUCACAAAGGAGAAGAUCAUUGAUGUUGUCUACUGCAGAAGUGAAGACCAAGUUGGUGAUAUUUUAACCAAGCCUCUCAACUAUGCAGCAUUUGUGAAGCUGAGAAAGCUAUUGGAAGUUUACACUUUGAGGGAGGCUGCUGUUGGUGAAGAAAAGUAA
This is a messenger RNA of Nicotiana attenuata, 393 nucleotides long. RefSeq lists its product as uncharacterized. Lineage: Eukaryota; Viridiplantae; Streptophyta; Magnoliopsida; Solanales; Solanaceae. Bases 1 to 393 code for a protein of 130 amino acids. The record is from RefSeq and is a predicted model, not a curated record. The transcript is spliced from 2 exons.